ACGCCUGGAAAUUGCUUGGCGCGCGUUCUGAACUUGGGUUAUGCUUAACUUCAACCGGCAGGCACGCGAUAAUAUAAACAAACAUGUCGACGGAGUAAAAAACUAUUCCAUUUUCCCAGUUGGGGCCCAGAUUGCCUCUCCGUUUAGAUUGGUUUUUAUCGAGAUCGGGACUUUAUUUAUGUAAAAUUUUCUGUUGGAAAAACGGAACAUACGUGUCUCUUUGUACUGGCUUUGGUGCGGAGGUGCUGCAACAUAAUCAAAUUACCUUUUACUACUAGUUACAAUUUUGUCAGUGAUACUUUCUAGUGAAGUUUUUCAGUGAACACAACGGACACUACUCACAAUGGAAUAUGAUUUAUUUGUCUAUCCGGAGCUGUUGGCCUAUUAUGACCCUGCAACUUUGAUGAACCGCCCUAUUCAAGUAAAACCAGCGGAUACCGAAAACCGUGGUGAUUUUGAGAAAGAAAAAAGCGCAAAAUCAGGCUCGUUUAACCGAUUUUAUAAUAACGGGGAUGGUACCGAUCGAAAACUCUUUGUGGGAAUGCUAAGCAAGCAACAAACUGAAGAGGAUGUUAGACAAUUGUUUGCCCCAUUUGGAACAAUAGAGGAAUGCACAAUUCUAAAAGGACCUGACGGAGCCAGUAAAGGUUGUGCUUUUGUGAAAUACAGUACACAUCAAGAAGCACAAGCAGCUAUUAACAGCUUGCAUGGUAGUCAGACUAUGCCGGGAGCCUCUUCCAGUUUAGUAGUAAAAUUUGCCGAUACAGAAAAAGAAAGACAACUUAGACGCAUGCAGCAGAUGGCUGGAAAUAUGAGUCUCCUCAACCCAUUCGUAUUCAACCAGUUCGGAGGAUACGGAGCAGCGUAUGCACAAGUAGAUGUUAAAAUUUGGGAAAACGGAAGAUGGCAGUCAAUGCAAGCAUUUGAAGAAAAUAUUUCGUCCCGACCCACAUCCUUUGUAGCCGAAUUUGACCACCAAUCGCAGCAAGCCGCAAUUAUGGCAGCUGCAACUGCACAAGGAACUUACAUAAACCCAAUGGCUGCCAUUACACAGUUACCAGCCCAUACUAUUAAUGGAAUUAAUGGUAUCAAUGGUAUUGGAAAUGGUGUGGUGCCACCUCCGACGUCAGGUCCUGAAUACGGUGAUGUCCAAGUUGGACCGCCUGUGGACAGAAACGGCCAACCUGUAAAUGGAGCCAUUCCCAGCCUGCCAUCUCCAACAAUGCCAACAUUUAAUAUGGCCGCACAAACACCUAAUGGACCUCAAGUUAAUGGACAAGAAUCCGUGUAUACUAAUGGAAUCCCUCCUCAAACGUUUCCACCUCACGCAUUGCAUUUGUCCAUCCCAGCACAAGGUUUACCGAAUGGGGAAGCAGCACUACAACAUCCGGCUGCUUUUCAAGCGAUGCAACCAGCUGGUUAUGGAGUUAGUGGUGUUGCAGCUUACCCUGCCGUUUAUGGCCAAUUCCCCCAAGCAAUACCUCAACCUGUCUCAGCGAUAGCCCCUGCCCAAAGAGAAGCUUACCGUAUUAUCGACAAUCUAGGCUGCUCGAUAUCCGGACCGGAGGGAUGCAAUCUCUUCAUCUACCAUUUACCGCAAGAGUUCGGUGACGCUGAACUUAUGCAAAUGUUCUUACCUUUCGGUAACGUCAUCAGUUCUAAGGUUUUUAUAGAUCGAGCCACCAACCAAAGCAAAUGUUUUGGUUUUGUGUCGUUCGAUAACCAAACUAGUGCCCAAACUGCAAUUCAAGCUAUGAACGGCUUUCAAAUCGGCAUGAAGCGUCUUAAAGUCCAACUGAAAAGACCUAAGGAUACCAGCAGACCAUACUAACAGAUAGAAAAUACGGCCGCCUUCGGCAAAGAACCUUAAACCGCCAUAGUAUACUAGUUACCUACAGUUAGUAUAUACGUAUCAAAAAUGCGUACUUGGUUGUUUACCCCAAGAUAUUUAAUCAUUGAUUACGCGGAAUAGGGAAAUAAUUGUUGAUUGUUGCAAAUCCAUUUUAACACAAUUGGAUAGUUUUACAAUGCUCAAUUCGAAAACUGAACUUUGCGUAAGAGCGUUUUAGAUCUAUUGAAUUAAAUAGAGCAAGGGAAAGCUUUAGACUUUAAUGUACAAUAACACAAUCAGCAAAACUUAUUCCACGGUGAUAGUCUUAAAAGCCUUGAGGUAUUACGCCCCGAGCAAAAAUUUGAGGUAACAGCAUAAUGACUCAAAUAAUAAUGACCUCCAUUUGGUUUGACAGCUUAACACAAAGAACCAUACCCAUUUUUAACCAAGCCUUGACUCAAUCCGAAUUAUAUGCCUAGAUUUAGUAAUUAGAAAUAGUAUAUAAUUGUGGUGGCUUGCUGCAAUAGUUAUUUUAGUUGCCGAUGGCGGUUUUUCACUUCUACCCAGAGCAAUUCCACUUGUAAAUAACAAAGGCCAAAGUUUCGACAAUAAGCUGCGGCCGAUACUGAUACAUUUCUUUAAAUUCUCAAUUAAUUGGGGAAUUGAUUUCAAAAUGGCCGGAGAUAAUUUCGUAAGAUACUCGUAAGUUAGUAGGUCAAAAUUACUUUUAUUCAAAAAUUUGUGUACUUUACAUAUGCACAAGUUUUUUUGGCAGUUCUUCAGCAGCAAUUAUUUUUAUAUUAAUUGAUAAAAUACAAUUAUUUUAAGUACCUAUAUAACUAUUGUUUCGCUCUAUUCAACUUUACUCCCUGAAAUGUUGAUAAAAUCAACUAAAGCAAAAAAUCUGACACCAUUCAAAACAAAUAAUUCCAUUAAAGGGAAAUAUUAUUGGUAGUGAAGAAAACUUCUUCUACCGCUAAGGUAGAAGUACUUCCUAAAAGCGCAUAAGUAGGUAGAUACAAACGGUUUCCACAAAAUAGAUGGUUUUAUUGAAUGAAAGAAUCACUAAGAGUUGCUUGACGUUAUUUUAUGUUCAAUUGCUAGAAAAACCGACAAAAGCUGCUUCAACGAACAUUUCCUGUUGAAGUAGUUCAAGGUUUCAAUAUUUUGAUUUAUUUUGCACUUUAAAAAAUUACAACAACAAUGGCACAUCUUUCAUAAGUUCAUGAUACAUGUUUUUUAAAGCUUUAGCCUAAAAUUGCUUCAGAUUUUGCCUCUUAAUUUUGUUCAGUGUAGGCGACACCGUAAACAAUCAAUCAAAAUAUUAAAAAAAAAUUAUCUACAGGAUUAUUUCACUACAUAUUUGUGGUUUGAUUAUUUCAGACACUUUAUAAUGAGGUAGACCUUCUGUUAUCCUGUUUAGAACGGAAAAACAGUUACAAAAUAUAUAAGAUUCCAGGUUCCAACAAACAGGAAAGAAAGCGACAAAAUAUUUCCCAAAAAUUAAGCACUUAAAAUUCGUCUGUGCAAGAAAUGAAAACACUCCGCAUAGCAAGUUUUGAGAAAUCACCGUACUAAAAAAGGAUUUAAAAAACACAAAGGAGGGGCAAUUAAGGCUUUUCCAAACAGGGCAACGUACCUAAAUAGAAUCAACAGUCAAAAAACCAUACUCCAAUACUCUUUUUUGUAGAAAAGUUUACCACCAAUAAAAACUGCCUCGGGAAACCUACAAAUAGUUGCAGGGAAAAAUGAAAAAGACAUAAAAUUAGAAUUAUUGACAUUUUGCUUUCACGCAUAUCUAAUGAAAACGUUAGGCUGUUAUAGGUACCACACGUUAAUAACAUUUCAAGCACCGCAAAUUUAAGAAAUUUAGUUCAGCAUGUUUUUUUCAAGAAAACAAUAAAUAAUCUUAUUUUUUCUAAAAAAUCUAAAUGUUGACGAUACGUGUACCAAAGUACUAGAAAUACUUUAAAAAUUCAAAUAGGUACAUAAAAAUUAUACCUUAAAAUGAAGAAAAUUAUGUACAUUUAAUGGAUCGUGUAUAGUAAUCUAUUGGAUUAUAACAGAAACGAUUUGGUACGUUUGUAUUCGAACGUACUUGUAAAUUACGGAACAAAUGGAUUUAAAAAACAAAAUAUCAUACUGAUGAAGUUAAAAUAAUUUUUCACAGCUGAAAUAGGACGAAUCAAGAAAACCAGAAAAAUGUUAAUGGUUUUUGGGAUUAUUGUUAUUUCGUUUUAAAAAUCUGCAUAACUGAAUCGUAUUAUAUCUACCAGUAAAACUUACUAGAAAUUGGAAAAGUUUCCCCUUAAAUGUGCAUUAGUUUGUACUUAGUUUACACUUUCUAAAGCAUGUGUAAUUUAGGGCCCAACGCGUAACUCACAAAAAGCACAAUUUUCCAUCUAAAGCAUUUUUCUGACAUGCACUCACAAAAAAAAUCUUUAAAUGUUAAGCUGUCAAACUAUUCGAGAAAUUCCAAAUGGGCUGUGAAUACUAAACAAAUCAGUGUUGAUUGUACAGGCCGUUUUGUAUUCUCGUACAGUGUGUAAUAAUUGCUAUUUUGAAUACUACGCUAAUAUGUUUAUAAGUAUUAUAAAUGUGUGUGUUAUUGUAACAAAGCCAAAUUGAAAAAGUAUAUAUUGUUUGUUAUGCUGAUGCCUCCAUUUCGUCCGUUGCCAAAAAAUAUUGUUAGCCUAGUACGCAUAUUCUGUGAUCCAGAUCGCAGACCGCUCGGGGUAAAUUUGUUAUUAACGAUCGUAUAAAGGUUUAAUUUAAGAUGCCGUCGGCACAAAGUUUAAUCCAAGAAAUGCAAGAAAAUAGUAUAAAAUUUCUACUAAAGUUUUAAGCAUAAUCCUUAAAAAGUACCAACUAUAUAUUAACCUGUAAAUUUCUAGAAGUAGUUAUACUUAGGUUAGUUAAAAAUUGAGAAGUUACUUCUUUAAGGCUGAGUUUCCUCUAGGACUGGUUGACAACAAUAUUUGUAUCAUCACCCAAGAAAGACUAUAACGUCCUCUUAUUCCAUCAGCUAAAUACUACUAUCGCUUGGUCAACAUCCUAGAUUGAACCCAGCCUUAUCUAGUAUUCGCCAUCAAUCGAUUUUAGAACAAUGCGUUCACAAGUUUAUGAAUUUUAUCUAAUUAUAGGUUUAUAUUAUAUUGAUGAAUAAUAUCAAAUGCCAGUUGAGCGUUUCCGCCAAAAUAGAUGUUGAAACCAACUUAGUUUACGCUUUGCAAGACUAGGCAACAGCUGCCCUGGCACGAGGCGAACUGUGGCAGUGAUGAGAUGGUAUUUUAUCGCAAUCGAAUCAGCAUAAAAAUAAAUAUUUAUUUUUAUCUUGAUAAUUGAGAACCGUAUCCUGAAAAUCUCCUGAGAAAUUUAGUUGCGACGUAAAUGAAAACUAUCUAUGAAAUGUCUAUCUGCUGUUACUGUACUAAAAUAUCACUUAUAGAGCGGUAAUCCAACGGUAUAAGGAAACCUCGAAAUGUCCAUAAACAGAGUGAACUGAGACCGAGUGACAGAAGAUUUAGCUUGCAGAACAUUAGUCAAAUGUUGCUUAAUUUCCUUCACCAGUUUCAACUUUAUGCAACAAUUUCCCUACAAUACCCACAGACCGAGUUUACAUUCAAUUUUCGCACCAAAACGUUCAAUUCAAAUUAAAAUUGUAGAAAGCACAUGAUAGUUAUAGAAAUCAAACGAUUGCGUCAAGUCAUGUGUGGCUAAAUUCUACUAAUUUAUCGCCGGUCAUCUGCAGUUCACCCUGUAUAGUUCAGGUAAUGAAACUUUCCUGAACCAAGCGAUUCUAAUGCUGUUUUCUUGAAAAAUUUACUGAUAACUUUAGAAAUUGUUGAAAAUAUGUUUAUUCGUAUAGCAAAGAUCUCUAACGUGAUGAAAUAUUACCUCAGACCUUCAUAUCUCGUCCAGGUAAUUCACUAGUCAAAUUAUUCAGCCUCAAAGGGGGCGAGGAUUAGUUAAUAAUUUAGAAUUAAUUUUAGUCCUAAGUCAUAUAUAUUUAGCAAACAUACUAUUUAUUAAAAUUAACAUAUUUAGAGAUACGUAUAAUGUAUUACUACAAUGCAUUUCAUUUAAUUUAUUUUGAUUUGUUUGUGUAAGUUGGCUGAGAAACCAUGUGCAAUAUUUUGAACGACUGAAAAAUCGUUAAAAAAGAAUGUUUUAAAUCGAUUAAUUCGCUUCGUUCAAUUAAUUCUUUUAGUCAGAAUGCAUUGGAGAAGUGCCAAGAAGCAUAUCAUUUUUGUUUUAGUUCGCUAGUUAAAAAGUCAACGAUAAAGUCUGGUACGAAACAUAGUACCAAUGCUGAUUACCGACCUAAAAAGAUUGCAAACUUUUGCCAUUAUUGAAAAAAAAUGAUUGCCAAAGUUGCGCCUGAAAACCAAAUUUUAUGUGGGCACGUGAGUGUGGCACGUUUAUGAGUGGACAAACGAUCACUACGAAUAAACAAUAUGUUUUAGUCAGAAGAUGUAUUCAAAUAACUGCAACUUUGACUUACACAGGUAGAAAUUUCACGAUGAGUUAAUAUCAGGCACUCCCAGAACCGGUUUCAAACCUAUUAGUUCACAACAGUUGAUUUGAGCCUCAAAUAACACUCCUGAAACCUGAACUUGAACAUCAAAAUAUUGCCAGAAUUUUCUUGUUUUUUGUAAAAUAAUUGUUUCUUGUUCGAAACUCCAUUUGCAAGUUUCUGGUAGAAAAUUGAAGUCAAAAGAUCGUUUAUAGGUAUGGCUACUGGUUAGGGAUUUUUUAUUCAAUUGGAAAGUUUUGCAAUCUUUUUAGAGUUCUCAAAAGUAUAACAACAGUUUUAUCCAAUUCCGGAAAAGCAUCUUCAGUCGCACGAAUGUCUAAAUGUAAAUAAACGCAAACUCUAAAUACGAUAGAUUAAUGCCUACUUACCAGCUUUACUACUAUUGUUGCAAGUUCUAAAAAUCAACGUUACAAGACAAUAACUUAACCCAGACGUAUUUUUAAAACAAAAAUCAAUAUGCUUUUAGAGCUUUAUCCUGAUCACCGAUAUUUAACAGCAUGUCUUCUUUGAACCUCGUAUUGAUAUUUUGAGAGUUAUUUCGGGAGUUUUUGCGGUAAAUAACAGUAAAUAACUUCUUAUCAAAAUAAUCUCUUGUGGUAAAAAUAGAGGUUCUAUCGAUGCAAUUGAUUUUGCUAUUUCUUCUGAAGCCAUCAACAAUGAACAAUCCAGAAAGCGUUUGGUUACCUAAAUUUGAGCACAGCUAAAUGUAGAAAUUUGAAAAUUGUAAAUAUCGAGCUUUAGAUAUUUUUUUAUGAAAUACGUACAUAAUAUAUUAAAUUUUGAGAAUGCGAUUUGCUGUUUACAUAAGAUAACGGUUUUUUCCAUUCAGUAUAACUAAAUACAGUUUAGUAUAGAAAUGAAGGCAAAGGUAUUAUAGUACAAAUGCCUGAUGCAAGAAGAGCACAAAAUACCGUACUACAGCGCACACCGGUGCUGAAAAGAAACAGGUUUCUUUUACGUUAGAUAGCCAAAUAAAUUAAGGUAGCUUGUACAUUUUAAGGUAAGGAGAGGCUUCAAUUUAGGUAAACCAAAUUGUAUCGAAGCUUUCCCAGCUAUUCAAGGAGCCAAACCAACGUUGGCAAUCGUUUCGAAUUUUCGCUAAGUUAAAAAUUUGCAUUAUCAGGCGAUUAGGUGUAAACAAACUACAAGAGGGUAGCAUUAAACAGUUAUAACUCGAAACAUGGCCUAUAGUUGUCCAACCAUGUAAAAUAUUAAUUUAAAAAAUAUAUCCUAAUUGAAACAUGUUCUCUACCCACUUGUAAAAAAUCCGUUUUAUAAAUGCGAUCGUGAUUUAAAGGAUACAGGGUAUGUUUUGCAAUUAUUUAUUGUAAAAGGAUCAUCAUUUACGGAGACGGUCACUGAAUCUCGACGUCUCCCGAAAAUCUUCGACACACCAAGUCCGCCAAACAUUAAGGGCCCUCGUUGUGUGUUUAUAUGUAUACUAUGAUAUUUAAAGCAUCGUUUCACUUGUACAAACCUAGUUCGUGCCAUUCAUUUCAUCGUUUAGAUAGCUGCUGUGUUUUAUAUGUAGAAAACUAUUUUCCGUGCGUUUUAAGCCACUGAUAGCUUUUAACUUACACAGUGCUAGGAAUUCAUUCUCUAAAUAAAUUUAGUUGGCAAUAUUUUCAAAAACUUCAUCAGACCCAUAAUGUGGAGUUAGUCAGUAUGUGUUUGCAUCCCUUGAAACCAGCGUACAUUUACAUUAGAGUACAACAAAAAUAUCUUCGUUUCGCCGACAUGGAAUAUCAAAAUAAACCAAAUCACCUACUUAAGUAUACAUAUAAAUAAUCUCAUCUCAUUAAUGUACAUAUAAUAUUUGUCGGGGUCUGUCACUUCUACGAAAUCGAGAACAAACUAAGUUUUGGUCUUGAACAUUUCGAACUGUAACUUCCGCUGUAAAAGUUCCGUUCUCUUCAAGUAUUUAGUAUUAAUCUAGCCCCAAAUCCGCUUUUAAACUCACGUCGUUCACGAGUCCCAAGCUAAGGAAACAAAAUUAACCCUGCCAUCUUUCAUAUAUCGUCUUUAAGGAUUUAUAUGGAACCAUUAUUUUUAGCUAUUUAGUAGAAUUUUAGACAUUAGGUUUUAGAACUAGAACUUAUUUAUAUUACUUACUAUAGAGAAAGUAUGGCAUCUAAAUUUAGGUGGGAGAAAAAGUGUUAAUUGCCGAGGAUUUUUUUUUAGCGAUAUUGGUGAUCGAAUUUAUUAGUACUUUGGGAAUAAAACUUUGCUGUUCGAGAGGAACUAAUUACAAUUCCAAUACAAAACAGCAUUAAGUUUUUUACAUUGCAAAGUAUAAAUAGAGUUUUUCCUCGCUUUACUUAUCAGCAACUUUUUAAUUUCCAAAGUACGAACUUGUGAACCUGACAAUAGAUCUUUGUUCUUAUGUCAGUAGUAAUUCAAUUCACUUAAGCAUUGCGGUACUCAUGCUACCUUUUUUUUCUACUAUUUGCGUAUUCUAGUCAAUUUUAUUCUAUUCUAUAUUCAUCUAAAUAAGUUUCCUAGUCCAGCCCAAUAUACACUGCUGGGACCAACUUUUACUUAAUUUUUAUUUGGCUUUUUUAUCACCAUUCUAGUCAGUAUAAUAGACAUGCUCAUAAAAUGUUUCUUAACUGGGGUUACUGUUUGCUUCAUAUCACAAUUUUUUAAGGUAGUCGAACUUGUACAAUUUCUAAAUGCUGUGCUAUUUACCUAUUUUACCUUUCUAGUCGCAAAGUACUUAAGACGUAUAUUUUUAUAUAUAAUUUUCUAUUGUGUGUCCUGUAUUUAUAUAUUUAUUUUAUUUUAAGCAAUUAUUUAUUAGUUUCAGCUAAAAUUUGUUUUGUUAUAGUAUAUUUUAGUAGGAAGCCAAAGUAUUAAAAUUUCAGCUGAAACGUUUGUUCGCUUAACUUGUUAAUUUGUGGCAAGUUAUCAUUUUGCCUUUUUACAGUAUUAUCGAGAUCGUGAGUACCCAUAAUAUAAUAAACUAUUUUUUAUGAAGGGCAUAAAAAGGGCUUUUUAAAGACAACCGCAGUUCCAUUUGUGACAGAGUAUAUUGUUAUUAAAAUUAUCCGUGUUCUAAGCACGAAUGAUAUAGGAAAUAUUUUUUUGUUUGAUUUUUUAAACUUUCAAUUGUUAUAAAAGUUCACACAAAUUGUGAUACUUAAUUGAUUUGUUAUGAGUCGAUGACUGUUAAUAAUCAUGUUGACAAACUCUCGGCCAAAUGGAAACCUUUCUCUCAUAAUAAGCCCUUUCGAAAAGGUGUACAGCCAUACUUUGUUGCAUGACUUUUAUUACAUUUUACUAAAUUUAUCUUAAAAAAUUAUAAUUAUUAUGAUUAUUAUUGUAUUCUAUUAAAGUAGAAUAAAACAAAAAUAUAACAUUUAUAAUCUGCUAACUUGUAAUUCAGUACUGUAAAAACAUAUGAUUAAAUUUAGACAAUGAAUGCGUGACAACUUUCUAGCCAUGUAUGAAAAUGAUUAUCAAUAUUUUUUUUACAUUGUCAAUUUUGCUGGUAUUUCAUAUUUAUAUUAAUGUUAUAGAACAAAAAACCCAUUACUUUUACAUGUGUACCUUUAAUCGAUCCACUACUUCAUAAUGUAAUGUUUAAGUACUAUAAUUUGAAAAGAAGGAUUCGGAAAGUUAAUGCCUAGUUUUUAGUCAGUAGGUAUUCAAUGAUCCUAAUCAUUUAACUAGUUAAAAAUGUUACUCUCGAGCCAUAUCAAUGCCAAAUGAAAGUAGAUGUUUUUGAAAUGUGAACAUCUCUUAGUAUAAUUGUUAUCAAUAAAUGUCCACAAUUUGACCGAACGAUUGUCUUAAGAGAGUUUACAUGGAGUAUGUUUUAUGGUUGACGGCUAAAAAUCAGGCACAUAACUAAAACUUCCGUAAUCAGCCAAUUCCUUCCCAUAAUCUACACCACCUAUCUACCAGGAAAGCUGAAAACUUCAAACUGUAUUAUUUAUUAUAUUUAUUACUAUUACUAACUUUUUAACUCCCAAAUGAGUUGAAUCCAACUUUCUAGCAGGUAUUAUAAAUUAAACGUACAUGAAUUUAUUAAUAUUAAUUAAAGCUAAUGCCAUUAUGCCCGGCAUUUAACUCAUUUGGCCAGCUAUUCAAGUUCAUAUAAAACUUUAUAAAAGAAUUAUAAAUGAAUAAAGUUAAUUAUAACGCA
Messenger RNA from Dendroctonus ponderosae (mountain pine beetle), 10515 nucleotides. RefSeq names its product CUGBP Elav-like family member 4. Gene Ontology annotation, biological process: mRNA splice site recognition; regulation of alternative mRNA splicing, via spliceosome. Lineage: Eukaryota; Metazoa; Arthropoda; Insecta; Coleoptera; Curculionidae. Gene Ontology annotation, cellular component: cytoplasm; nucleus; ribonucleoprotein complex. Gene Ontology annotation, molecular function: mRNA binding. The transcript has 14 exons. The record is from RefSeq and is a predicted model, not a curated record. The coding region runs from base 344 to 1831 and encodes 495 amino acids.